CGGACCCGACCCGCGUCGCGCACCUGGAAAUGGUGGGUGAGUCUCCCAGCGGGGGCUGCUGCAUACACAAUGACUCGAACUCGAAAUCUUGCUUAAACUGGAAUAAGCUGCUUACCACUUGAUCCAACCCCUCGUUAGUGCCCGAUGGUUCUUUGCCUAAACUUAAAGAGCCUUUUUUGGGGCGAAUAGCUUGAGAGCUAGGUGCUCUAAAGUCUUGAGUUCAACUCAAGCUCAUAGUUGUGGUAGUAACCCAUCCCCUUUCUCCAAAAUUGUCAUGUCCCAAAGAAAAAAGAAAACAGGAAAAAAAGAACAAGAUAGAGAACUGACCGUUAGAGGCCAUAAAUGCUAUAGUCCCGACAUAAAUAGUUUGCCCUCUAUCAUAGUAAAGCUCAAGAAGUAGGCCCUGUUGUACCCAAGAAAAUCUCCUCAAGCUUAGGAAGUGGGAACAACAACACGACGCAUCUUCAGAAUCUAAACCGUAGAAGAUGCCUCCAAUCCAAUUCCAUUCUGAUUAUAUAUGUAUAUACAUAUACUCCCCUUUUCCACUAGGCCCUCUAAAUUCCUAAAUUUCCAUUCCUAAACCCUAACCAACCACUAACCACCAUCAUCACACUCCUGCACAUGCUCAUCCAACGACACCGAAUCCGAUGAUGAGCGCAACCACCAGAAUCAGAUCUUCCGCCGCAAUGUCUCACCGUCGUAGCAAGCCUACGCCUCUCCCCUUAGUCGUCACCCUCAACUGCGUCGAAGAUUGUGUCCUCGAGCAAGACUCUCUCGACGGCGUUGCUAUCGUCGAGCACGUGCCUCUCAGCUGCUUAUCCGACGGCAAGAUCGAGGCUGCCGCCGCCGUUCUCCUUCACUCUCUCGCUUACCUCCCUCGCGCUGCCCAGCGCCGCCUUCGUCCUUACCAGCUUAUCCUGUGUCUUGGCUCGUCUGACCGCGCGGUUGAUUCCUCCUUGGCGACUGACCUUGGCCUGCGCCUUGUACACGUCGAUGUCUCGAGGGCCGAGGAGAUCGCCGAUACAGUCAUGGCGCUCUUACUUGGCUUGCUUCGCCGCACGCAUUUGCUCUCGCGGCACGCGCUUUCGGCUUCUGGAUGGCUCGGUUCGGUGCAGCCGCUUUGUCGAGGGAUGAGGCGGUGUAGGGGGCUGGUAUUGGGGAUUAUUGGUAGAUCUGCUUCUGCUCGGUCUCUGGCUACCAGGAGCUUGGCAUUCAAGAUAAGCGUGCUCUACUUUGAUGUUCAACAGGAAAAUGGAAAAAUUAGCAGGCCUUCAAUAACCUUCCCUUCAGCUGCCCGUCGAAUGGAUACCCUUAAUGAUCUAUUAGCUGCGAGUGACCUUAUUUCUCUUCAUUGUGCCCUAACAAAUGAAACUUGUCAGAUUAUCAAUGCAGAAAGUUUGCAGCAUGUAAAACCUGGGGCAUUUCUUGUUAAUACGGGUAGUAGCCAGCUGUUAGAUGAUUGUGUUGUGAAGCAGCUUUUGAUUGAUGGCAGUCUAGCUGGCUGUGCCCUGGAUGGAGCUGAAGGGCCACAGUGGAUGGAAGCAUGGGUGAAGGAGAUGCCCAAUGUGUUGAUACUUCCACGGAGUGCAGAUUAUAGUGAAGAAGUGUGGAUGGAGAUUAGGGAGAAAGCCAUAUCUGUGUUGCAAACAUGGUUCUUUGAAGGGGUUAUUCCUGAUGAUGCCAUUUCUGAUGAGGAUGAGGAGGAGAAUGAAAUAGGUGUUGAGAAAGAACAGGCUGCUAGUCAAUACAAAGAAAGUGCUCUUCAAGGAUCCAGUGGUAAGCAAUUGACAGAUGAUAUUCAAUUGAGUCCAGAAGUCUCCCAGAGUAAGGGUUCCACUCAGUUAAAGGAAUCUCCUAGCCAGAAUCAGGGUUCUGGUUUAUCUCACAGUACUGCAUCAAAAUCUGAAGGAAGACCCAGCAGAUCAGGUAGAAAGGCCAAAAAGAGGCAUGCCCGUCAAAAAUCAUUGCAGAAAUCAGAUGCACACAUGGCAUUAGAGAGAGAGAGUACUUCUCAGCGAGAAGAUGAUACAGCUAUGAGUGGCACUGAUCAAGCAUUAAGUUCUGAAUCACGGUCCCCAGAGGACUCUAGAUAUAGGAAAACACCAAAAGAAAUGGUGCAAGAAUCAACUUCUGACCCGCUUCUAGUAACAAGCAAGAAGCUGGUUGGGCGGUCUGGUGAUCUGCCGAAAGAUGGGUAUGUUAUUGCUUUAUACGCAAGAGAUCGCCCAGCACUUCAUGUCUCCAGGCAAAGAGCUAAAGGUGGUGGUUGGUUCCUAGAUACCAUGUCAAAUGUAACUAAACGAGAUCCUGCAGCCCAGUUCCUUGUUGUUUAUAGAACCGAGGACACUAUUGGUUUGCGUUCUUUUGCUGCUGGGGGGAAGCUAUUGCAGAUUAACAGAAGAAUGGAAUUCGUAUUUGCCAGUCACAGCUUUGAUGUUUGGGAGAGUUGGAUGUUGGAAGGUUCCCUGGAGGAAUGUAGGCUGGUAAAUUGUAGGAAUUCUUCGGUAAGUUUUAUUUUACCCCCAUGGAUGGCAUCAUCAACUACUAUUGGAUUGCAAUAAUGAACAUUUUUGGGCAUCAAGGGGCUUUCCUCCUUUUUUUUUUCCUAAAAGAUCAUAUGUCAAAAACCCCCGAGGGCAGUACACUACUCACUGGGCAUACCCAGGUUCCUGUACGCAUUCCUAAGUGGCUAAGUAUUCAUAUGCCUGCUAUAUUGUGUGACUGUUUUAUUGCUUGCAGAUAGCAAUUAGUUGAGUUUACAUGGUCAAUAGUCUGCUGUUAACCUCAAUGCAAAAGGACAUUAUGGAAUUUGUGAUCAAUAGAGAUAUUCUCAUAUAUGCAUUUACUAUUUUUUGAUUGCUCAUUUUCCUUAUUCCAACCAUAAUCCUCUCUAUUUUGAGUCACUCCAAUUGCUGGUAAUUGCAGGCUGUUUUAGAUGUCCGCAUUGAGAUUCUGGCAGCUGUUGGAGAAGAUGGAGUUACACGUUGGCUUGAUUAAGUUUUUAACACUGAAUUUGAGCGCUAACUUUUCUUGCCUUUUUUUUUUAACUUAUCAAAGGUUUGAGAUACCCUGUUUAUAAAUCAUUCUUCCCACCCCACCCCCCCCACCUUCUUUGUAUUCUUUUGGUGUUUUUGAAAGCAUCAUCGGUGUUGUAUGGAUUGAGGCUUUUUCAGCCAUUUGAUGUAUUGAAUGUAUUUUUAUGCAAGAGUUGCCUUGUUUAUCAUAUCAACCAGAGCUGCCUGGAGUGAGUGAUUCCAUUUCCAGGUGAUGAAGCCAAAUCUUGCUAUUGCAAUUUGCAGACUUGUGAUCUCAUGAGACAUGGAGUGUAAAGACGAAGUUAGAUAGAC
This is a messenger RNA of Rubroshorea leprosula, 3347 nucleotides long. The record is from the annotation of a GenBank genome assembly. NCBI's taxonomy places the organism in Eukaryota, Viridiplantae, Streptophyta, Magnoliopsida, Malvales, Dipterocarpaceae.